AUGAGCGCUACGCAGGGAGACGUCAAGUCUUUGCAGGCACAAGAUGCCCCAGACGCCCCCAAAUCCGUCAAACGCGCCCCUCCCCCCGAGACUUCGCAGGCCAUCUAUACGCGCUUCAAAGUGAUUGCUGCUUUCUGGGCCGUCAUAAUCUUCUUGGGCUUCCCGAUAUGGUGGAAAACCACCUCCAUUUACCGCGCACAUCUGCCAAUCCAGGAUAUGCUGGAGUGGGCGAACGGCAAGACGUGUCGCCCCGUAUUUCCUCUCGAAAUCCAUCUUAUGACCCCAACAAUGCAGCUGCCAGAAUCUCAGCACCUCCUCCGCACGACCCAGCAUGCACUUGACGAUCUGAACGAAUUCGCCGCCCACCACUUGCGCCUCAAGCUAGUGAACGAUUCAUCUGCACUCAAUGUCGAGCAGCGCGAGAAGGCCUCGGGAACCGAUGCGGAAGAAGCAGAUAUUGCUUUGACUGUCCGAGUGCUCUCUCAAGAUGAUUUGCCAGCGCCCCGGUCCUACCUCCAUGCGGAGACGACCCAAUUGGAUAUCUUUUACCCACCGAACCAAGCCCCGAUUCCGUCGUCCUCGAAUCCUCCUCUUUCGGUAUUCAUUGCCCAAGAACUUCAGCAGUUAUAUUGGGAAGAAAAAGCAACCAUUGCACAUGUUCUGUCGGGCGAGACCGGAAACUUGGACUCUAUAUCCCCACAGCUUGCUGAGAGUAUCAGUCGCCGAUUCCGUCGGUCGAUGAAGUAUGCCGAUACAUAUCACCUUUCGUUUUCCUUGUUUACUCCUGGGUCCGCUCCCUCGUCGUGGGACAUUGAAGCAGCCGUCCAGGAGUAUCUGGCCCCGCUACUCAAUGAAUUUGCUAGCAUAAGCAACUUCACAAUUGAUACUCAAGUCCAGCUGUAUGCCAGCUUUUCACCUAUGGCGCCCUCGCCGGUAUUUGAGGAGACAGAGGCAGCCUGGACCCUCCAAAAGGAAGAUCUGAGCGCAUUCAUCAAUGCCGCUGAGUGGCCGCUUAACCCAAGCAUUGGCAGCGGCCCUACCCUCAACUUCAUUCUCUAUGUCCCAUCUCCGUCCCAAUCCCCGCUCGUCGUUAAAGAGAACCAUGCUUCGAGCUGGAUUGUUCCUCAGUGGGGUGGGGUCUUCCUUCUCAACCCGCCUCUCUCAUCCGACUCGACCAACCCCUCUCACCUUUCCAAAGACUCAUUGCGUCCCGCCUUCAUGACCUUCUCCCACCAACUCCUCACCCUCCUUGGCACUCCCACAACCCCUUCAUCCCUUCCGCUCCGCCUCCAAGCUCUGGUUCGUGUGCGUGCCGCUAGUCUCUUAUUAUCCGCCUCAUCUACCAUGGGAUCACUUGCGCGCCUCACUGAAUCCCUUCCAUCCAUUCCCAUUCCAGCAACUGUUGCAUCCUCCGUUUCAGACACCCUUUCUCACCUGUCUGCGGCUUGUACUCAUAUGAAGCAUGGUCGCUUUUCAGCCGCUCUGGCCAAUGCCCGUAUUGCUGAGAUCGAGGCAGAACGCAGUUUCUUUGAGAAGAGUAUGGUUGGUCAAGUGUAUUUCCCUGACGAGCACAAAAUCGCCGUCUAUCUCCCUCUGUUGGGACCGAUAGGCGUUCCACUAAUUGUUGGUCUGAUGAAGGAGCUCAAGCGAAUAGUGGCUACCUUGAAAGCUCGCAGGGCUAAUGCUGCGUAA
This is a messenger RNA of Penicillium chermesinum, 1692 nucleotides long. RefSeq names its product GPI-anchored transamidase GPI17 (gene PIG-S). The record is from RefSeq and is a predicted model, not a curated record. Lineage: Eukaryota; Fungi; Ascomycota; Eurotiomycetes; Eurotiales; Aspergillaceae. The transcript is spliced from 2 exons. Gene Ontology annotation, cellular component: GPI-anchor transamidase complex. The coding region runs from base 1 to 1692 and encodes 563 amino acids. Gene Ontology annotation, biological process: attachment of GPI anchor to protein.